AUGCAAAAUAUUCAACAGUCUCUAAAACGAUUAAUAAUAUUUCGUCGUUUUGUUCAACAUAAACAAAAUUCAUCAACGGUACCAUCCGUUAAAGAUGUUGCUAAACAACGUAUUAAAGACUUACGUGUAGAAUAUGAUAAACCCGUUCAAUUUAGUAGUAGUGCUGCUAAAGAAUGGGACACAUUAGAUUCUUUAAUACCAAAUCGAAAAAAUGGUAUAUUUAAUCGACCAUUAUUAUUGAGUGCAUUAGUUAUUAACCUCAUUUAUUGGGGUUUUCUUCGUGAAGAAAAUGAUCUUGAUGUGCAAGUAUCACGUCAACCAUGGGAAAUAUUACCAAAAAUGAAUAUUGAAUAUUUAAGAACGGCUGAACGACAAUAUGCUGAAGCUGGUCUUGAUACAUCAACAAUCGAAGCAAAAAAACAAAUUUUUCAAGAUACUUAUUUUCCUCAAGUUAAUGAACAAAUACGUGUUAGUAGAAAUAAAUAG
Messenger RNA from Didymodactylos carnosus, 486 nucleotides. The record is from the annotation of a GenBank genome assembly. Lineage: Eukaryota; Metazoa; Rotifera; Eurotatoria; Philodinida; Philodinidae.